AUGGAAAACCCUGACUAUUUUGCUCAAGGUACUGAAAACACCGUUCUAGAAAUGUUUACUUAUGAAAACGAACUUCUUCCUUAUUUUGAAAUUAUUCUGAAAAAGAGAUCACUUUCAGCUGAAUUUUUAAUAGAAAUGGCCGAAAUGAUCGAUCGUAGAUACAAUUUAGAUGAUCAAUCGAGAAGUUUUGGUAAAUAUUUUGAUGAUGUUUAUUCAAGUAUUGAUAUUUUGAUUGGAAAACUUUAUGAAAAUGCACAAACAAGAAAAGAUAUGUUGGAACAACUCAAAUUAGAUCCCAACUUUUUUGAAGAAAAAAGAAGAAUAUUUGGAGAGUUAAUAAAGGUUGUUGGUAUUGAACAAAAUGUACUUAUUAUUAGAACAAACAAAAAGUUGGGACAAUUUUCAGAAAGGUGUUCACAUAUCUCAAUUACCCUUCGAGAUGGACAAGAAAGAAUUCAGCAAAUUCGAUUGCCAUCUCCAAGAAGACGUAUCAGCUACUCGUGGUGCCCAAUAUGA
Messenger RNA from Entamoeba invadens IP1, 516 nucleotides. RefSeq lists its product as hypothetical. The coding region runs from base 1 to 516 and encodes 171 amino acids. NCBI's taxonomy places the organism in Eukaryota, Evosea, Mastigamoebida, Endamoebidae. The transcript has a single exon. The record is from RefSeq and is a predicted model, not a curated record.